AUGAUAAUAACACCAAAUACAAGUUCGUCAGAAGAACAAGUAUUUAUUGCUACACUUGAAAAAUGUUUACAAAAUGAUAAUGAAAAACGAACAGCUGCCGAGGCAAUUUAUCAAAAUAUACCUGAUGAAAAAAAAGCUAUUCUACUUAUGUCUACAUUGUGUAACAUAGCACUAAGUGGACAAAUUCGAUCAUUUGCUGCUGUCAUGCUUCGACGUUUAUUUCGAAGACAAUUUGGAAACUUUUGGCCAAAAUAUUCUCCUGAUCAACAAAUGACAUUAAAAAGACAGUUACUCGAUCGAAUAAUACAAAUAGAUGAUGAUGAAGUUGUUCGAAAAAACGUUUGUUUUAUUGCUGCUGAAUUAGCUAGAAAUUCAAUAGGUAUAAAAAAAAUAACAAAACAAUUUGAUCUUUUUAUUGAAUUUUUAUUUUUAAUUAAAGAUGAAAAUAAUCAAUUACAAUGGCCAGAAAUUAUUGAAUUUCUUGUUCAAUCUGCUAAUUCAUCACUUAAUAAAUUAAAAGAAUCUGCUUUAAUUAUUUUUGAAGUUUUUCCAGAAAUAUUUAGUAAUCAAGCUGAACAAUUAACACAAAUAAUUCACCAAAUAUUUUUCAAUUGUUUAAAUGAUCAAGAUACAAAAGUUCGUUAUACAGCUGCAACAUCAUUUGCUGCUUAUCUUAAACAUAAUUGUGAAAAUACACAACUACUUAAUAUCUAUCGAGAUUGUUUACCAUGUCUUAUUUCGACAAUAACACAAAGUUUGACUGAUUCAAAUGAUGAUACAGUUCUUAAAGCAUUGAUUAAUAUUGCUGAAAAUACUGCAAAAUAUCUUCGACCUGCUAUUGAUAAUAUUUUUAAGUUAUGUCUUGAAACUAUCAAAAAAAAAGGUGAAUUUGAAGAAUCACGUCGUCAUUUAGCUCUUGAAGUACUUAUUACUUUAUCAGAAACAGCAAGUGGAAUGGUUCGAAAAGUUAAAAAACAAUAUUUAGAUGAACUUGUUUCUCAAUUGCUUGACAUGAUGGUCGAUUUGAAUGAUGAUUUGAAAUGGUCAAUAAAAGAUACAAUUGAAGAUGAAGAAGACAAUCGCAAUGCUUUUAUUGGUGAAAGAUCAUUGGAUCGACUUGCUUGUGCACUUGGUGGAAAAACAAUAUUUAAUUAUAUAUUAAAAACUGUUCGAACAAUGCUUCAAAAUCCUGAUUGGCGCUAUCGUUAUGCUGGUUUAAUGGCAAUAUCAACUAUUUCUGAAGGUUUUCAUAAAGAAAUAUCAGUAUUACUUGAUAAUCUUGUUGAUGGCGUUUUGGUUUUUCUCAAAGAUUCGCAUCCACGUGUUCGAUAUGCAGCUUGUAAUGUAUUAGGACAAAUGUCAACAGAUUUUCAAGGAAAAUUUCAAGAAAAAUUUCAUUCAAAAAUAAUUCCUAGUUUAUUAUCAAUACUUGAUGAUUAUGAAAAUCCUCGAACGCAAGCUCAUGGUGGUGCUGCAUUAGUUAAUUUUGCUGAAGGUUGUCCAUCACAUUUACUUGUUGAACAUUUACCACAAAUUAUUGAAAAAUUAGAGCAAGUUUUAAAUCGAAAAUAUGAAGAACUGGUUCAACAUAAUCGUAAAUUAGUUCUUGAACAAAUGGUAACAACACUUGCAGCUAUUGCUGAUACAGUUGCACAAGAUUUUUCACCUUAUUACGAUCGAUUUAUGCCACAAUUGAAAUAUUUAUUUGAAAAUGUAAUUACACCUGAUUAUCGAAUAUUACGCGGUAAAACAAUAGAAUGUAUUAGUUUAAUUGGUUUAGCUGUUGGCAAAGAAAAAUGUAUUAAUGAUUGUAAUGAAAUAAUGCAAGAAUUCGUUAAAACUCAAGUUGAUUUUGAAAAUUUAGGAUAUAAUGAUCCACAAAUAUCAUAUUUCAUUGGUGCUUGGACACGUAUAUGUCAAAUAUUAGGCAAAGAUUUUGAACAAUAUCUACCAAUUGUUAUGGGACCUGUUCUUAAAGUAGCUACAUUUCAACCUGAAUUAACAGUACUUGCUGACAACGACACUGAUGUUGAAGAAGAUGAUAAUUGGGAAGAACUUAAUGUUGAUGAUCAAACAACAGGUCUUGAAGAAAAAGCAAGUGCUUGUUCAAUGCUUGUUUGUUGUGCUAAAGAAUUAAAAGAAGGUUUUGUUAAUUAUGUUGAAGAAACAACAAAAUUAAUGAUUCCACUUCUUAGAUUUAAUUUUCAUAAAGGUAUUCGUACUGUGGCUGCUGAAUCUUUACCAUAUUUACUUGAUUGUGUUAAAUUACGUGAUAAUGAUUAUGCUUGUCAAUUAUGGCAAUAUAUGAAUAAAGAAUUAUUUAAAGCAAUUGAAAUUGAAUCUGAUCAUGAAGUACUUGGUGAAUUAUUUUUAUCAUUAAGCAAAUGUAUUGAAAUAUUAGGUGUAUUAAGUUUAACAGGAAAUGAAUUAAAAGAAUUAACAAUCAUUCUUGAUAAUCAUCUUAAAAAACAUUUUGAACGGUCAAAUGAACGUGCUGAAAAACGACAUGAUGAAGAUUAUGAUGAAGAAACCGAAGAAGAAAUGGUUGAAGAAGAUGCUUGUGAUGCAUAUAUAUUAACUCGUUUAUCGAAUAUAAUUCAUUCACUUUUAAUAACAUAUAAAGAUUCAUAUUUGGUUUAUUUUGAUACAUUAGUACCACAUUUUAAUGCUCUUAUACAACCAACACGUUCAAUAUCUGAUCGUCAAUGUGCGUUAUGUAUAUUUGAUGAUGUAAUUCAAUUUACUGGUGCAUAUUCACAUCGCUAUUCGCAAUUUUUUCUUGCACGUAUGGCCGAAAGUCUUGCUGAUUCAUCACCUGAAAUUCGUCAAGCUGCUGCAUAUGGAUUUGGUGUAAUGGGAAGGAAUGGUGGUCCUGUUUAUGCACAUGCAUGUGCUGAAGCAUUACCUCUUUUAUUUACUCUUAUUAGUGUAUCAGAUAGUCGUUCAACAGAAAAUAAUACAGCAACUGAAAAUGCAAUUAGUGCAGUUACAAAAAUAUUUAAAUAUAAUAAUUCAUAUGUUGAUAAUCUUGAUAAACUUCAUCAAGUUUGGUUUUCUUGGCUUCCAAUUCAUGAAGAUACAGAAGAAAUACCAUAUGUUUAUGAUUAUUUAUGUGAUUUAAUUGAAUCAAAUAAUCCGAUUAUUAUUGGACAAAAUAAUUCAAAUAUAUGUAAUGUGAUUAAUUUAUUUACUGAUGCAUUUGCUAAAUCAUCGAUUGAAGUUAAUUCAGUUAUUGGUCAACGUAUGAUGCUCAUUUUACAACAAAUUCAAACUGCAAAUAUAAAUUUACCAUUAACUUCAACUAGUUUAUUACAAAACAUAUUCUCAACACAUAUUGUUCCUCCACGUUUGGCACCAACGGUUGAUCAAGUAUAUCGAAAUAAUGACUUAAUUAACCAAUCUUUACAACUUGUGCCGUAUAUUUUAUUAAGUGAACGCUCAUUACAAAUUUUAAAAAAAUGUGAUAAAGCUAAUGAUACUAAAAAUGACAUUAUACAACAUAUUAUUGAACGAAUGCAAGUGAUUGAAAUUACUGUUGAUGAGAAAAGAUUGAAGUAUUGUUCAAUUGAUGGUAUAUCUUAUAAAUCAUCAGAUGAUACUUAUAUAUUACAAAUUAAUAAAGAAUUAUUUGAAGAUUGUAUCAAUGCCUUCAAUCAACCAAUGGUAUUAAACAAAGCAAAAUUACGUUUAGUAAUAUCUAUUUGUCAUGAAUUUAUACAUCAUAAAAUACACAAAUAUUUACUAAAUGAUAAAUGGUCAAAAGCAAAAAAUGAAAAAACUCCACCAGAACUAGUAGAAUCUGGUUUUUAUUGGGAAAAGCACGUUAUUGGUGGUCGUGUGGUUAAGAUCAAUAAAACUAUUUAUUCAUUUAUUACGAACAAUGGUGAAAAAAUUGAUCUUGAAGAUGAUUUAUGUGCGUUUUUAUUGGACAAAGUAAAUUAUGAUGAUGAAAAUUCUAAUGCUUAUUCCAGAAAAGAAAAACAACAAUUACAAUCAGGUGUUUCUAUUAAAAGAUCAAGAAAGAAAAUUGAACGUUUAUAUCUUGAUUUAAAUGGUACACAAAAAUCGAAGAAAACAAGAUCAGAACCAUAUCAAACAUAUCGCUUAACACCAAUCCAUCCAAUUUUUGCUGAAAUAACACUCGAAAAUGAUACCAAUGAUGAUAUUAUUUAUCCAGAUCUUCCUCAAAAUUGCGGUGCUUUACGUGCAUAUUUAUACAAAUAUCUUGAAGAUGAUGGUGAAAUGUUCAGUGUUGAUUUACCUAUAAAUGAUUAUGAUUGGACAUGUAGUGGUUUACGAGAACGUUGUCGUGCAACACCAUAUUUAUUACCUGAUUAUGUUAUUAUAAAACCAAAUGAAUCAAAAACAUUUACAAUAAAAUUAAUGGAAAUAACAACAGAUAAUGAAGAAGAAAAUAUGAAAAUCACUGGUCAUUAUUAUUUAGAAAUAGAAAUAGGUUAUAACACAAACGAUGCAGAUGAUCUUUAUGUUGGUGAAAGAACAAUUGAAUUUAAUAUCGAAUAUGAUAAUGGAAUGAACAAUGAUGAAAAUAUUGAUGCUGAACAACAAGAAAUGCCAUUUUGUUUUAGCAUAUCCGAUCAAUUUUAUUAUGAAUUAUUCGAAGCCGUACAAAUGCAAUGUAUAUUUUCUGAUCCAAAAACAUUUUGUGAUGCUAUUCCACAUAAUCUUAGUGCAAAUGAUAUUCUUGAUUUACAUCAACAAGAAUUGACUAAACCAACAUUUAAUUUAACUUCAUUUAUUUCCAAGAAUUUUAUUCUAUCAAAUCAACAACAGUUGUACCUGAUAAAUGGAUAA
Molecule: messenger RNA, 4815 nt
Organism: Rotaria sp. Silwood1
Lineage: Eukaryota; Metazoa; Rotifera; Eurotatoria; Philodinida; Philodinidae
Source: the annotation of a GenBank genome assembly